Molecule: messenger RNA, 1081 nt
Organism: Plectropomus leopardus (leopard coralgrouper)
Lineage: Eukaryota; Metazoa; Chordata; Actinopteri; Perciformes; Serranidae
Gene: st6galnac5b
Product: ST6 (alpha-N-acetyl-neuraminyl-2,3-beta-galactosyl-1,3)-N-acetylgalactosaminide alpha-2,6-sialyltransferase 5b
Biological process (GO): oligosaccharide metabolic process; ganglioside biosynthetic process
Molecular function (GO): alpha-N-acetylgalactosaminide alpha-2,6-sialyltransferase activity
Source: RefSeq, a predicted model, not a curated record
CAAGUGUUGCAUGCUGAAGAGUCCCGGCGCUCAGUGAGAGAGCUUUAAAGGAUGUUAGGAUGAAGAUUGAAAACGAGGAGAAAUAAAGAUGAAGAUAAGAGUGUGCCAAGGGGUUAGUGGCAUCAUCAUCGUCACCAUGGUUACCAGUUUUAUGUUGGUGUACAACAGCAGCUCCAGCAACAGAUCAUCCUCCUCAUCUGCAUCAUCGGUGUCCUCCCACCGUUUAGAUGGCCUUGUGCAAUCCACAAAAAAGCCACAGAGACCGAAAAGACUUCCAACACCAACACUUGAAGGGUACACAGGUGUCAUGGAUCAUAAGCCUCUGAAGAUGCAUUGCAGGACUUGUGCCCUGGUGACCAGUUCCGGUCAGCUUACUGGGAGCAAGAGAGGCGAAGAAAUCGACCGCUCUGAGUGCGUUAUCCGAAUGAACGAUGCUCCCAGUGUAAGAUAUCAGCAAGAUGUUGGUCGACGCACAAGCCUGCGUGUUGUAGCUCACUCCAGCCUGCAGAGGGUGCUGCGAAGCCGGCAGGAGCUGCUCAACGCGAGCCAAGACACCGUGUUCAUCUUCUGGGGACCCAGCAGCUGCAUGAGACGGGAUGGAAAAGGCCACGUUUACAACAACCUCCGGCUGUUAAACCAACUUCUGCCCAAGCUUAAAGUCUACAUCAUUUCUCGAAUCAAAAUGCUGAAGUUUGAUGAACUAUUUAAAAAGGAAACAGGGAUUGAUAGGAAGAGUUCCAACUCCUGGCUGAGUACCGGCUGGUUCACCAUGGCCAUAGCCCUGGAGCUGUGUGACAGGAUCAAUGUUUAUGGCAUGGUGCCACCUGAUUUCUGCAGAUCCUCCUCUCAUCCCUCUUUGCCGUAUCAUUACUAUGAGCCCGCGGGGCCUGAUGAGUGCACGAUGUAUCUCUCCCACGAGAGGAGCCGUCGAGGAAGCCACCACCGCUUCAUCACCGAGAAGACAGUGUUUGCAAACUGGGCUCGAACCCUCGACAUCCACUUUCACCAGCCAGACUGGAAACCAGCUGCUGUCGCCACCAGCAUGAACAGCUCAUACGCUCCGGUUCCAGCUGGAUCCUGA